This is a messenger RNA of Motacilla alba alba, 969 nucleotides long. It is a transcript of the gene MYL4, whose product is annotated as myosin light chain 4. Lineage: Eukaryota; Metazoa; Chordata; Aves; Passeriformes; Motacillidae. Gene Ontology annotation, cellular component: myosin II complex. The record is from RefSeq and is a predicted model, not a curated record. Gene Ontology annotation, molecular function: calcium ion binding. Bases 48 to 593 code for a protein of 181 amino acids. The transcript is spliced from 7 exons.
UCGCUGGGCGGCAGGACUCAUCCCGCACCUCCGCAAAUCCCAGCGCGAUGCCGCUCAAGAAACCCGACCCGAGGAAGGAAGCGGCCAAAGCAGCUCCAGGCUCGGAGCCUGCCUUCGAUCCCAAGAGCGUGAAGAUUGAAUUCACGGCAGAGCAGAUUGAAGAGUUCAGAGAAGCCUUCGGGCUGUUUGACCGGACGCCCGCGGGGACGAUGCAGAUCAGCUACGGACAGUGCGGGGACGUCCUCCGGGCGCUCGGCCACAACCCCACCAACGCAGAGGUCCUCAAGGUGCUGGGCAAGCCCAAACCAGAAGAAAUGAACACAAAGAUGCUGGACUUCGAGACCUUCCUCCCCAUCCUGCAGCACUUCACCCGCAACAAGGAGCAGGGCACCUUCGAGGACUUUGUGGAAGGGCUGCGUGUGUUCGACAAGGAGGGCAACGGGAUGGUCAUGGGGGCCGAGCUGCGCCAUGUGCUGGUCACGCUGGGAGAGAAGAUGACAGAAAGCGAGGUGGAGCAGCUCAUGGCAGGGCAGGAAGAUGCUAAUGGCUGUAUCAACUAUGAAGCUUUUGUCAAGCACAUCAUGUCUGGCUGAAACGAGAAACUUCAGGCUCUCAGAAAUGCUUGAAGCCACCUGAGCACCACGAAGAGCAAGGUUCCUCCAUGCAUGUCCUUCCCCUGGGAUGGUUUGCCUAAGCCAUCGUUGGCCACCACGUGUGUGUGCCUGAGCCUGGCACCCAGUGACAUAUCUGCAACCAGGUUUUAAACCUCAAGUUCUUCUUGUCAGGUUUUGCCUGCGACAUUUGUCUCAUUAAAUUUCAUUCCAUCCUCCCUUAAAUGGUUUGUCUGCCUUGGCUUGGGACUGCUUAUUGACACGGUGGGUGGAGGAGACCCCUCAGUCUUCUUCCCCUGUACUCGGCACUGGUGAGGCCACACCUUGAGUGCUGUGUCCAGUUCUGGGCUUCUCAGUU